Arachis duranensis is the source of this 726-nucleotide messenger RNA. RefSeq lists its product as uncharacterized. The record is from RefSeq and is a predicted model, not a curated record. The transcript has a single exon. Bases 1 to 726 code for a protein of 241 amino acids. Lineage: Eukaryota; Viridiplantae; Streptophyta; Magnoliopsida; Fabales; Fabaceae.
AUGACGAACCACUCGACAACCCCUUCGAAUAACCCAACCAACGCUGAUUUAUUAGCCGCAAAUGCCGCCUUGCAGGCCGAGAACCAGCGGAUGGCCGAAUCAUUAGCAGCGAUGCAAAACAAUGACGAACAGAAAAAUAAGAAAGAAAACACUGUGCAACACGAAGAGCAUCAAUCAGAGUCGAACGUUAAGACAGGAGAAACUCACGCUAAGAUGACAAGGCGGCGAAACAACCCUUUUUCAGAAGAAAUAAUGAGCUUUAAAAUGCCUAUGAAUUUCACACUCCCGAUGACACUAUCGCCGUACAAGGGGAUCAGAGAUCCUAAAAUCCAUGUUACAAAAUUUGAAUCAAUGAUGUUUCUUAACAGUGACUCCGAUCCCAUCUUGUGCCGAUCUUUUCCAGCCUUCCUAGAUGGAGCUGCUUUAUUAUGGUUUUCUAACUUACCUGCAGGAUCAAUAUCUAGUUUUGACGAGUUUACUAAACUGUUUAUAAACCAUUUUGCAGCGUCAAAAAUUUAUGUGCGAGAUUCAGACUAUCUUAGCAUAAUCAAGCAGGGUCAACAUGAGAGCUUAAAAAAAUACAUGACGCGAUUUACAGAGGCAAACAUGCAAAUUUCCGAUCUUAAUCCUGAAGUACAGUUACAUGCCAUUAAAAGCGGACUUCGUCCUAGAAAAUUCCAAGAAGCGAUAGCGGUAACAAAGCCAAAAACGCUGGAAGAGUUUUGA